AUGGCGCCUCCCACGUCCCUGUCGUCGCACGAGCGGACAAGGGUAGAGGACUAUCUGAAUGACAAGAUCCAGGUUUCUGCUGAUCUUGAAAGCCUGGAUUCAUUGCUCUCCAGCCUCCGCGCGCAACAGGAGCUUCAACGGAAGCAGCUAUCGGAAGCGCAAGAAGCACUCUCAAAUGCGACCAAGGCCUCUAACGACCAUGCGGAGGCCACGCGAAUGCGUGCCGAGGCAUUUGCGGCAGAGCAGGCGGACAUCGAUCGGCGGCUGAAGGCCAUCACACCAUCGCAGACUACCGAUGAAGCGGUACGGCGGCUCGAGAAUGGGAUGGAAAGACUGCAGCUACUGGAGCUUUCCAAGGGGUAUGUGGAGCUGCUGAAGGAGGCCGAGGAGUUAAGCAAGGAAGCUCUCGCCAGCAUAUCCUCGGAUCCUCGUGCCUCUUUGAAACCCUAUGCUCGACUGCGAAGUAUCGUGCUGUCUCUGAAAGAAGCUCAGCCUGCUGCCGAGGGAGCUGCCCCUCAUCUUAUCGACUAUACGGAGAAGUUGGCGUCCGCUCUGCGACUGCAACUCAAGACUUUCUUCAGCAAUCGACUCCAAAAGACACUCGAGAGUUUGAAAUGGCCGACGCACGAGCUGAACAUCACCGAUAAACUGCUGGGUCAAUGGAGGCAGGAUGUUGAGCUCUUGAUCGAUUUGCAGAUGCCGGAGCUUGAAUGUCGCGAUGUCCUGGAUAUUGCUAACAGUCUUGUGCCGCCCGCUCUGUUCCCCUUAGAAGUGAUGGUGCAUCCGCUAGACCUACGGUUCAAGUACCACUUUAGCGGUGACAAGCCAACAAAUCGACUGGACAAGCCCGAAUAUUUCCUGGCCCACAUUAUGGAUCUUAUCAACCAGUUUGGUGGUUUCUUCACGUCAUAUCUGCAACCAAUUCUCGAUGAAAAAGCACAAGUCGCCGGCCCAAGCUUCGAAUGGAACUUCUAUAAUGCUCUGCAUGCCUUCAUCACUGCAUUGCUUCCCAUGCUGAGACAGAAGAUCGAGUCCUUUCUCCCACAAAUCGCAAACCAUCCUCGGUUGCUCAGCCAUUUCAUCCACGAGUUGAUGAGCUUUGAUAACGACCUCCAGGAAACAUGGAACUAUUUGCCAGACCCCUAUGCGGAGGAAAACUGGAAAGGAAUAACCUGGGAAGUCCUCACAAAGCAAGGGUGGUACGAUCGUUGGCUUCAGGUGGAGAAAGAAUUCGCAUUGGCCCGAUACCAGGAUAUCAUCGACACCCCAGAUAGCGGAGAGAUCGACUACGAUGGAGUUGAGAUUACAGCUACCAAGCCUACCAAGGCCGCCAUCCGAGUAAAUGACCUGCUGGAAACUAUUACCGAGCGUUAUCAGCCAUUGUCAUCCUUCAGCCAGAAGCUGCGCUUCCUCAUUGACAUCCAAAUUACCAUCUUCGACCAGUUCCACGAGCGUCUCCACGAGGCAUUGGGCGCUUAUCGGACAAUGACUUCCACUCUUGGCCGUACAGUCCAGGGAUCUGACGGGCAAGCCAGCGUGGAGGGCGUGGCGGGUCUUGAACGGCUCUGUAGGGUUUUCGGCAGUGCCGAAUACCUGGAGAAAAAGAUGGAAGAUUGGAGCAAUGAUGUUUUCUUCGUUGAGCUCUGGACCGAGCUCCAAGUACGGGUUCAGCAAAACCGUGGCGGUGGCCGAAAUAUGGCCGGCAGCAUGUCCGUCGCGGAAGUUGCAUCCCGCACAUCGCCCGCUGUCGCCAACCACGGUGCCGCCAGUGCCCAGACCUCGGAUGGCGCCGCCCUCUUCGAUGAAACCGCUUCCGCAUACCGUCGUCUCCGGCUGCAAUCCGAAUCAAUCAUCACAUCCACGUUGACCUCGAAUAUCACCGCAGCCUUGAAACCCUACUCCCGCCUGGCCACUUGGGCGACGCUGUCUAACCCUUCAGCUGGCGCAACCGCAUCUUCCAUGUCGCUUUCUUCUGACUUGGCGCAUGCAAUGCGCACUCUGUCGACUCAGCUCAACUUCCUUGCUCGAGCUCUAGGUGUUGCACCUCUCCGACGAGUUUCGCGUCAGCUCCUUCUCUCAAUCCAGACUUACAUUUGGGACAACGUGUUGACGAGGAAUACCUUCUCUGACGUAGGCGCCGCUCAGCUGGCUAGCGAUACCGACCAUCUGUGCAGUGUUGUUGAUAACGCUCUGGGUGUGGCGGGCCAUGUGGGCGGUUCGAUGCGAAUUGUGAAAAAGCUCAAAGAGGGACUGCGUCUGCUUAACUUGAGCGCAUCUGCGGAUCCAGAUGCGGAAAAUAUGGACGGAGCUGGCGCUGCAAUAGGAUUGUGGGAUGUAGAGAAGAGGCUGUUCAGGGACAAUGAGAGCGCCCGCGCUGUGCUUGCUGAGCUGCAGAUAGAUGGUCUGACUGAAGCUGAGGCACGAUCUGUCUUGGAGCGAAGGGUUGAGAUUGGUAGUUGA
Molecule: messenger RNA, 2460 nt
Organism: Penicillium canariense
Lineage: Eukaryota; Fungi; Ascomycota; Eurotiomycetes; Eurotiales; Aspergillaceae
Product: RINT-1 family protein
Exons: 5
Coding region: 1-2460 (819 amino acids)
Biological process (GO): regulation of ER to Golgi vesicle-mediated transport; endoplasmic reticulum to Golgi vesicle-mediated transport; retrograde vesicle-mediated transport, Golgi to endoplasmic reticulum
Cellular component (GO): Dsl1/NZR complex
Source: RefSeq, a predicted model, not a curated record